Molecule: messenger RNA, 726 nt
Organism: Xylaria bambusicola
Lineage: Eukaryota; Fungi; Ascomycota; Sordariomycetes; Xylariales; Xylariaceae
Exons: 4
Coding region: 1-726 (241 amino acids)
Source: RefSeq, a predicted model, not a curated record
AUGAAGCUCCUGUCUGUCUUGACCUUGACGACGGCCGUGACGGCUUUCUACGCCAAGAGGAUGACCAAGAUCGCCGGCGUCGAAGUCAUCGAUACACAGAUUGUCCGCGAUGCUCAGGCUCUGAUUAAGGGGUUCCCAGACUAUCUGUACUCACACCAGAUGAGAUCGUGGCUGUUUGGUGCCGCUAUGAUCAACGCCAAUGCCACUUUAAGGAAGAACAUCGACCUGGAAGUGCAUGCGGUCGCGACCAUGCUUCACGACCUUGGCUGGGACAUGACUCCUGGCUCCCGCUGGGUCAGCUCUGACAAGCGCUUUGAGGUCGACGGCGCUAUCGGGGCGCGCACAUGGCUCAGUGAGCAUCCUAUCGGCAAGUUUUGGGCCCCCGAACGUGUGCGUAAAGUAUUCCAAUCAAUUGCUUUGCACGGCUCCGGCUCCAUCGUUGACUACUUCGAGCUCGAAGAAACCGUAAUCGUCCAAAGUAUCUCCCAAGAUUACAACGGGCCCAUAAAUGGUGUCAGCCAGGUGGUAUACGAUAGGAUUGCGAAGCAGUUUCCGCAAGACGAGCUCCUUUCCGGAACCAAUAAGACAUUUGUCUGGCUUGCGGAAACCAAACCCGCGACGACUUGGGAUACCUGGCUCCAGCCUUGGGGUGAUACUUUCGUUCCUGGGUACUCGGCAGUUGGCCACCGCUCAUUCGACAACAUUGCCGGCACUAAAGGGUCGUAG